Messenger RNA from Triticum turgidum subsp. durum (durum wheat), 1152 nucleotides. NCBI's taxonomy places the organism in Eukaryota, Viridiplantae, Streptophyta, Magnoliopsida, Poales, Poaceae. The record is from the annotation of a GenBank genome assembly.
AUGGACCACACUGAGUUCGCCGUCGCGCCCUACAUCCUGGCCACCGAGACCGACGGCGGCCUCGUCCUCCUAUGCGUCCCCACCGUCGACCCCGACUAUCCGACCGAUCACUUGCGUCCCCGAAAUUGCCAAUACUUCGUCUACGACGCCCUCGCCCGCAAACUUCACCAACUCCCGCAACCCGGCUUCCAACACCGACUCAGCCAGCGCUCGCUCGCCAUCAUGCGCAAGCCCAACAAAAGCUCCAAAAACACCAGCAACCACGUCAGCCUACGCCCCCAUGUACAUGGAGAGGCCGAGGCCGAGGCCGACUUCGUCGUUGCCGCACAAUCCUACAUUUUCUGGGGUAAAGAAUCUCCUCACAUCUGCAUCUAUGACUCUGCUAUCAAGACCUGGAGCAACAAGCCGGUGGUAAUGGGUUCAUCAUAUCCAGACCACCACCUCCCAAGCAAGACACUCGCCAUCGGAGGAAUCAAUGGCACCGUGGCUUGGGUGGAUCUCUGGCACAACAUCAUCUUCUGUGACGUUCUCGCCAAACGCCCCAAGCUUCGCUACCUGAAGCUGCCGUCCGAACCCCGCGACAGGGGUUUCAAUCCAAGGUCCGUUCGCGACAUUGCCGUCUUUGGCAACACCAUCAAGUAUGUUGCGAUGCUGCUUCGGCCCGACGACACAAGCUCCUCUAAGGUCCCCUCCUGUCGUUGGAUGGCCACAGCAUGGAGCAUCGACAAGAGCCGUCACGCCUCGGCCAAGGAUUGGCGCAUGGUUUGCAAGCUCGAUUCCACCCGUAUAAUGGUUGAUGCAGCUGGUACCGCGGCUUCCUUCCCAACCUUGUCGUCUCUUUGCGGUAGCCUGCCCACACUCAGCCUGCAGAAUGAUGCCAUUGUUUAUUUCCUCGCCAAGAUUGACUUCAGCCCAAGGCAACGCACAGCUUGGGUGCUUGCUGUUGACAUGAAGAACGAGACUGUUGAGCAAGUGGUGGAGUUCCCUGCUGAGAGGACUUAUUGUGUAGCCGAGGGCUACGAUGCAAGUAGGAUCUCCGCAUAUCUCCAACCCGCUCCAGGUAGGAAGCAAAUACAUAAACGACCAGGGGUGUCGUUGCUGAAAUCACCUAGCAAGAAGCAUACUGGAGAUGUUGACGCCAUGGUGGAGUGA